AUGGCGCCCGGCAUUCUCGUCGAAUCCCACACAGAGAAUGGGCCAACAGGUUUCGCGAAGCUCAAUCAGGCGAGCUCACAAGCAGCGACCUUCGACCCAGUAAGGCAUCUGGCCUACGUGCCGCCCAGGAGGAUCCAUACCUUCGAUGACCUUUGCUUGCCGGCUUCGCCUUUGUCCAAUGUCGCUUCCACGGAUCCAUUCCCUCUCUUGUCCGAGGAGGCAUUGCUGGAGCACCGCCGAGAACUGCUUUCCGACCGAGUCCUCGAGAAUUGUAUGUACAAAACAAGGCCAGGCUCGGUCCAGCUCCGUGGCAUGGCGCCGUAUUAUGCGCCAUUCAUUCACCGGUUCUGGACGUCCCCGGAAGUUCUCAAGAUCAUCUCCGGCCUAGCUGGUGUUGACUUGGUCCCUGUGUUCGACUAUGACGUUUGUCAUACCAACAUCCAGCUGGACUCUGACGAUGCAGAAGCGGUGAGGCAGAUUCCAGUUAUACCUCCAAGUGCUCCUGUGCCUGAGGGAACCGAUGAGAGCGGCACAAGCGUCGGGUCUCAACCCAAUGCCACAAAACAUGCGGUCGUGCCCUGGCAUAGGGAUUCAUACCCGUUCGUCUGCGUUGUCAUGUUGUCGGAUGCCAGGUAUAUGACCGGCGGUGAAACCGAGAUCCAAAGAGGUGACGGUACAACCACCAAGGUCCGCUCCCCACAAAUGGGCGGUGCGGUCGUUCUUCAGGGCAGGCAUGUGUCUCAUAUUGCCAUCCCUACGGGUAACAUGCCCGAAAGGAUCACCAUUGUGACUUCACUGCGCCCGCGCGACCCUCUGCUUCUGGAAAGCUCCUCCCUCAUGAAUGUUCGGAACAAGUCUCAACUGCCUGAACUAUACUAUCAGUGGUCCAGCUACCGCCUUCACCUUCUGAGCGAGAGAUUUCGGCUUGAGGCAGAAAGGCUCGACGUUGCGCACCGCACAGAAAUCCAAGCGACUGAAGGAGGGAAGGGUAAUUGCAGAACGGACAUCGUGGAUCUGGCAAGCUUGCAGAAGUGGAUGGACGAGCAGAUGAUGUACAUGAAACGGACCUUGUUUGAGAUGAGGCCAGUGACUGCCGAAGACAGUUUGCACAAGAAUGAGAUCCAAGAGAUGACUAUGUAG
Cladophialophora carrionii CBS 160.54 is the source of this 1140-nucleotide messenger RNA. RefSeq lists its product as uncharacterized. Lineage: Eukaryota; Fungi; Ascomycota; Eurotiomycetes; Chaetothyriales; Herpotrichiellaceae. The transcript has 2 exons. The record is from RefSeq and is a predicted model, not a curated record. The coding region runs from base 1 to 1140 and encodes 379 amino acids.